Messenger RNA from Cornus florida, 3751 nucleotides. RefSeq lists its product as uncharacterized. Gene Ontology annotation, cellular component: intracellular membrane-bounded organelle. NCBI's taxonomy places the organism in Eukaryota, Viridiplantae, Streptophyta, Magnoliopsida, Cornales, Cornaceae. The record is from RefSeq and is a predicted model, not a curated record. The transcript has a single exon. The coding region runs from base 421 to 3618 and encodes 1065 amino acids.
UUUCCUUGACUUCAACUUCAAACCUCUCUCAAAGUUCACAAUCUCUUUGUUCGAUUCCAAGAUCCAACUACUAUGCAGUGGGGUUAAAUUUCAGAAGGGUUCAUACUGGAAGAAGAGAACAAAACCCUAAUUCAGGUUAGUCUUCUCUAUGUAAAUUGUACAAAUUUACACUGUACACACUAAUCUAUAAGUUGAAGUUUUGAACUUGGAGCAUUGUUUCUGUUUUCUGUAAUUUUUUUCAUGGUCUAUGUGAUUGAACUCUGCUAUUGAAACUUCAUGUAUUGUGGGUUAGUACCUGCAUAUUCAAAUACCCAUUUGUGUUAAGAACAAUUGGGUGUUCAACUUUUCUGAUAUAUGUUAGUGCCUGGUGGGUAGCUAAGAAGUCUUGAAGAAAGUGGUUAGGGUUUAGGUUCUGCAAUCAUGAAGAUUGUGUCUCUGGUUAAUCAUGGUUGGACUAUGGUAAUUGGGUUGUUGUUGUUGUUGUUGUUCUGCAUUGGCUUCACAAAUUCAGAGUAUAUAGAUGGAGAGUUUGAGUCUAGAAAUGGACAUUCUGUUACCUACAAAUAUGAUCGAAUCGAUGAGGUGAAGAAAGAAUGUGCCUCGAUUUUACGUUCUGCUUCUGAAUUGAAACCCGAUGAUAAUAGAGUGUAUAGUAUUAAGGAAGAGCUGACUUUUACGAAUGGAGAUUGGUGGCAGGAGCUAAAUGGGGCACCUUUAAUGCCAUUUGAUGAUAGAAAUAUUUCGAAUGGUUCAAUGGAUCUCCGAUCUCCAUUAAAAUUGGUUUCCUUCUGGGUUACUGACGUGGAUCGUGCUCAUAGAUCUAAGAAGUCAGUCAGUGUCAGUGGUGCUAUGCAAAUUGGCAUGACACUAGAUGGCAUAUAUAUGGAAAAACCGUAUGAGGGAAGUCCUCAGUUUACUAUAUGGCCCCGUCACUCUCAACUCUCUGUCUUUUUCCAGGGGAUUUCCAUGGAAUUGGAAGAAAACGGUGGGGAAAGAGUGAUGUGUUUGUUGGGAACCACAAUGUUGCCUUCUCGUCAGCCUGAUUCUAGUGAUCCAUGGGAGUGGGUAAAGAUAUCUGGUUAUGAGAAUCAGCCGCCUCUUUUGCAGGAUGAUGAAAUCUUGCUUGUUCUCCAUUACCCAAAGAAAUUCAACUUGACAAAAAGAGCCAUUCGAGGAAGCAUGAAAAGUUUAAACCCGAAAUCCAACCUUAAGUACUUUGAUGAAGUCCACAUUUCUUCCUGGAUGGUUUCUUCUGCAAAGUAUGAGUUUGGCUCCGAUCAGAUUGUGGGAAAAGCAUGUCAUCCAUACCCAUAUGAGGACCGAUUGAUGAGUGGCAACAUUGAUGUGUAUAAAGGUCCUCAAUUUUGUUCAAUUCUUGAGCGAGUUAAUAGUAAUGGGAAUGGUAUGACUAUUAUGCCAAACUGGAGAUGCAAUAGCACUGAUGAUUUUUGCAGCAAGUUGGGUCCAUUUAUGUCAGAUAAGGAGAUUAAUGCCACAGAUGGGGGCUUUAAAGAUGUUAAACUUGUCUUGCAGGAUGCUCGAUGUGAGGAAGAAACUUUAAAGAAUGAUGGUCUUGUAAGGGUUUCUGCAGUGUUUAGAGUAGUUCCUCCGAAUCAAUUCAAUGCAGCGGUGAGGACUGGGCUCAAUAACAUGACUCUUUCUGCUGAAGGAAUCUGGAAAUCUUCCAGUGGGCAGCUUUGCAUGGUUGGUUGCCCUGGACUUGUUGAUGCAAAAGGAAAUGGUUGUGAUUCUCGGAUCUGUUUGUAUAUUCCUCUUUCAUUUUCCAUUAAGCAACGCAGCAUAAUUAUGGGGACUUUUUCGAGCAUUAAUGGAAGUACCAGAUCAUACUUCCCUUUAUCAUUUGAAAAACUGGUAGAACUUUCAGAGCUGUGGGAUCCGGACAUUGCUUUCCAUGCACAUUACAAAUACUCGAAACUUGAUUCAGCUGCUGCAGUCCUUGAGAAAAAUGAGCCCUUUAACUUUGGAACUAUCAUUAAGAGAUCAUUGCUGAAAUUCCCCAAACUAGAAGACACAGAGGCGUUUCUAAGCAGUCUCUCUCUUCUUUCAGAAGAUUUAACACUUCAUGUUUCUGCAUUUCCUGAUCCAAUUCCUACUUACGUUUCCCAAAGAGUUGAUCUACAGGUGGAGAUUGUUUCAGUUGGUCCCUUGUUUGGUCACCGCUGGUCUUCACAAAAUGGUUCCACUACAGAAGAGGAGACUCCUUACCAUUCCAAGGCUGAGUACACAGAAAAACAGCUUCUUCUGAAUGUAUCAGCUCAACUCAGGCUUACUGGAAAACCCUACAACAAUGUCUCUAUGCUUUUUGUAGAGGGUCUUUAUGAUCAACGGGUUGGGAAGAUGUAUCUAAUUGGUUGCAGGGAUGUUCGCGCCUCAUGGAAGGUUCUGUUUGAAAGCAUGGACCUUGAGGCUGGGCUAGAUUGCUUAAUCGAAGUGGUCGUAUCAUAUCCGCCUACUACAACUCGGUGGUUGAUCAAUCCAAGAGCUAGGAUUUCCAUAUCUAGCCAACGAAAUGAAGAUGACCCCCUCUAUUUUAGUCCAAUCAAGCUCCAGACUCUUCCAAUUAUGUACAGGAGGCAACGCGAAGAAAUUCUUUCUCGCAGAGGUGUUGAAGGGAUCCUCCGCAUCAUUACACUUUCCGUGGCAAUUGCUUUCAUUUGGAGCCAACUCAUUUACAUCAAGGAAACUUUGGAUUCUGUUCCUUAUAUUUCUCUUGUCAUGCUAGGCGUCCAAGCUCUUGGGUAUAGCCUUCCGCUGAUCACAGGUGCAGAAGCUCUCUUCAAGAGGAUGUCUUCCGAAACUUAUGAAAGCUCAUCUUAUGAUCUUGACAAUAGUCAGUGGAUCCAUGUAAUUGAUUACACAGUGAAGCUUCUUGUACUGGUUGCAUUUUCACUAACUCUAAGGCUAUGCCAGAAGGUGUGGAGAUCCCGAAUUAGAUUACUCACACGCAGCCCUCUUGAACCACAUCGUGUCCCGAAUGACAAGUGGGUACUUAUUACUGCCUUGAUCAUACAUGUGAUUGGGUAUGUGAUUGUUCUCAUUUAUCAUUCUGUGAAGACCACCCAGAGUCCACUACAGUCAGAAAAAGUUAUAGAUUCAUCAGGAAUUCCCAGUACACUGCGGGAAUGGGAAACUGAACUAGAGGAGUAUGUUGGUCUUGUUCAAGAUUUUUUCUUGCUUCCUCAGAUUAUUGGGAACUUAAUGUGGCAGAUCCACUGUCAGCCACUCAGAAAACUAUAUUUUGUUGGGAUAACAGUGGUUAGACUUCUCCCUCAUAUUUAUGAUUGCAUAAGAUCUCCGAUUCCUAAUCCCUACUUCUCCCAAGAAUACGAGUUUGUGAACCCACGUUUGGAUUUUUACUCCAAGUUUGGGGACAUUGCCAUACCUGUAACAGCAGUUUUACUAGCAGUUGUAGUCUAUAUUCAGCAAAAGUGGAACUACGAGAAGCUCAGUCAAACCCUUAUUUUGGGCCGGUGUAGGCUUCUCCCGCUAGGGUCCAGAAUGUAUGAGAGGCUGCCUUCCAGGUCAUUUGAAGCUGAACUCGCUUCUGGUGUCAACAAAAAUGACACAGAUGAGAAAGAGCAUGAUGAUGAAGAAUGAUUCAGGUUCCUUCCAUAAACUACUGACAGAGUGAGUUGUCAUGUAUUUUGCAAUUAUUGUGUUGUGAUGGUUUAUUGUUAAACUUGAGGUAACUUUUUGAUGAAUAAAUUAUGAAAACUUUGUUUUACCUUCA